AUUUCAAAGGAAAAUCUAACACAAUACUUCCUUUUCUGUCAAUAUAUAUUGUCUUAAAAUCACAGAAUGUGGACUGAUCGAGAUUUGGUUUCCUGAGAGAUGGCCAGUAUGGAACAUGAGUAUAUCAACAGUGGUGGAAUAAAAGAUUCUGUUAUAGCAGAAAGCUUAGAGUAUGGGAUGGAUCCAGAUGGAACAGAGGCGGCUGUUGAAAACACAUCCCUUGAGCUCCUGGAACAGCACCAGGCCCGGGAGCAGGCGCGACUGUUACAGCGCUUCCGGGAGCUGCGCCAGUGGCAACAGCAACAGCAGCAACAGCUCAUGCAGCAGCAGCAACAGCAGCUGAAGACAUGGCAGGAGGAGCAGAGCCAACUGCAGUCGCUGAUUGCCACACAGAAGGUGGACCCUCGCAGCCAGGUGCUGAAGCCGAAUCUAGGUGGUUCAAGGUCGCCGGUCAUGACCCCUCCGUCCAAACCCCGCCCCGCCCCCGGUCAGAAGGCUAAGGAGUGGACACAGACGAGUCAGCCGCAGGGGCCUGGGAUCUCAGUUGACAGUGGUCUGGUCUCCAUGCAGGACACUUGGAAGAGCCAAGGCUCGCUACCCAAACCGGUGAUGUUCAUGGACCCCGGCCAGUCGGUCAACCCGGCAGAUGACGACCGCUACACCAACUCAGAACUCUUCAGCAACCCAGGGUCUCGCGAGGACGAGCUGGAAGUGCUGCGGGCAGACGAGAUGUCGCGGCCCAUGCCGGACUGGAUGUCGGACACCAGCGAGAACUUUGUCCCGCCCACCCUCCCGCCGCCUCGGCCAAAGGAUGUUGGUGGCAGGAGUAAUGGUCGCCAGGCAGACCCAUUGGCGGGUCUGGAACAUUUGCUCAACACAGCGCCUGCUGGUCUGCUGCAACAGGUUCUGACCCUGCUCCCCAUCAACCAGCGAGCCCAGAAACCGACGGUGGCUCACAGUGCAGACGAAGUAGAGCUCUCCGCCUCCCCGACAUUACCCGGGCCUGGACAAAACCGUCAGCUGCCUCCCAGAAAACUGCAGUACAAUAACGAUGAUGACGAAAACUGGCCGCAGCAGCAACAUCCUCAGCAGAAGCAGCAGCAGCAGCAGCAGCAGCAGCAGCAGCAUCUUCAGCAGAAGCACAGCAGCGACAGCAGCAUAAGCAGCAGGUGA
Molecule: messenger RNA, 1173 nt
Organism: Aplysia californica (California sea hare)
Lineage: Eukaryota; Metazoa; Mollusca; Gastropoda; Aplysiida; Aplysiidae
Product: rho GTPase-activating protein 17-like
Exons: 7
Coding region: 100-1173 (357 amino acids)
Source: RefSeq, a predicted model, not a curated record